AUGUCGUCAAACAAGGUCAGCGAGGAAGUGUAUCUCAGUCCCGCUGUCAAGGCCUUCACAAAGACGCCGCUUCUCACCUCAAGACAUACCACAUACCCGAAGGUCAGCACUCCCCAAAACCAGUUUUUUACUGUUUUUUUUUUACUGAUGUUUAAUCAAAAGGUAACAGGCUCAUUCCUUGAAAAUUUGAUAGCUAAACGGACCGAAUACUCUGAGAACUGCACCAGAAGACUAGCAGCGAGUGUACCCCCAAAAACUGGAAUCUACUGUAAUGGGACAUUUGAUAUGUUUCUGUGUUGGCCCCAUUCAUCUCCUGGGAAUGUGUCCGUCCCCUGUCCCUCUUACUUACCAUGGAUCAGUGGAGACCACAACAGGAGUGCACACAGAGAGUGCCUGGCAAAUGGGAACUGGCGACUGAGGGAGAAUUCCUCGGAGCCCUGGAGGGAUCAGUCAGAAUGUCACGAUGAGAACCAUUACUUUAAGGACAAGGAGGAAGAAGUGCUUCGCCAUACGGCCCUGAGGGUCAUCUCUAUCAUUGGCUACUCCCUGUCACUGUCUUCCCUCACACUGGCCACUAUCCUCAUGGGCAUGUUCAGGAAGCUCCACUGCACCAGGAACUACAUACAUAUGAAUCUGUUUGUGUCGUUCAUCCUGAGGGCAGUGGCAAUCAUUUCAAAGGAAAUCAUAUUAUACAUCAUGUACACCGACUUACCCAAAGAUGACCCUGGAUGGAACUUCUACUCCUACUCUGCGACUGCGGUGAUGUGCAAACUCUCCAAGGUGUGCAUGGAGUACUUUGUGGCCUGCAACUACUUCUGGCUCUUGGUGGAGGCCAUAUUCCUGCACACCCUCCUCUUCACCGCAGUGCUGACCAAGAGACGCCUGCUCAAGAGAUACAUGCUCCUAGGAUGGGGUACACCUAUCUUGUUUGUGACACCAUGGACGGUGAUUAAGAUCUUAUAUGAAAAUACAGGAUGCUGGGAAAUUGUGAACAGAGGGUUCUAUUGGAUAAUAACUGGCCCAAUUACAUUAGCAGUAGUGGUUAUCUUCUUUAUAUUCAUAAAGAUUUUGAUGCUGCUGCUGUCCAAGCUGAAAGCAGAUCAGGUCAAAUUUACCGACUACAGAUACAGCUUGGCCAGAGCUACGCUGGUACUGAUUCCUCUUCUGGGGAUUCAUGAGGUGGUGUUUACUGUGCUGAUAGAUGAAUGUGUGGAGGGCAGCAGUCGCUAUGCCAGGAAUUUCAUCAACCUCACCCUCAGCUCCUUCCAGGGAUUCUUUGUUGCUGUGUUAUACUGUUUUGCCAAUGGAGAGGUCCAAGCAGAACUGAAAAAGCGCUGGCAGCUUUUCCUGUUCACCAACCGCUUCCAGGUCAGGAGUUGUUUCCAGGGCGCGCCCCUCAAGCACCUGUGGAAGUGCACCCGAGGACGGCGCCCACGCGGCUCCCAGCAGAGCGAAUCCUGCGACGAGGGCGGAGCUUCCGCAACACACCCACACUUGCUUCAGGUGGCUGUCCAUGGAAGAUACACAGCGCCGGGAGUGGGGGAGGUUAAAGGUCAGAGGAUGAAGGGCUGCGACGCUGCGGGACUGAACUUUAUGACCAGGAAGAGCCUGUCCAGCAGCGAUGGAGAGAUGACGCUCGGUGAGACCAUGGAAGAGAUUCUGGAGGAGAGCGAGUUCUGA
Messenger RNA from Myripristis murdjan (pinecone soldierfish), 1680 nucleotides. It is a transcript of the gene glp2r, whose product is annotated as glucagon-like peptide 2 receptor. The record is from RefSeq and is a predicted model, not a curated record. The coding region runs from base 1 to 1680 and encodes 559 amino acids. Gene Ontology annotation, cellular component: plasma membrane. Gene Ontology annotation, molecular function: glucagon receptor activity; peptide hormone binding. NCBI's taxonomy places the organism in Eukaryota, Metazoa, Chordata, Actinopteri, Holocentriformes, Holocentridae. Gene Ontology annotation, biological process: adenylate cyclase-modulating G protein-coupled receptor signaling pathway; cell surface receptor signaling pathway. The transcript has 14 exons.